AUGCUCCCAUUUAAAAAAAGUGCUGGCGCAAUAAUCGUUCUCCCUAGUGCAACUAAAGAAGAUACAUCCUCUCUUGCAUAUCAAAUUUCAUCAUCAACAACUGUUUCUAUUAUUUCACUUAUAAAGAUGCAAGACGUCGUCAAACAAAUGGGCGCAUUUUCCAAAGUGAUUUGUCGUGUUUUGGCCAAUCUUUUUGGCAGGCUGGGUACGGAUUUAUUGGAUUUCGGUUAUAGGAUGUACGGUUUUUGUUGCUGUAACAAGGUCGGUGAUCAAAAAGAGGACAUUGCAAGUUGCGAGUUGAUUAGGGAAACGUCGGAAGCCUUUUACAAAAACGUGAGCCGAGAACGGGCCGAAAUACUUUUGGAGAACAAACAGAACGGGACGUUCAUUAUACGACCGUCGAAAAGAUCCAAGCUGGGGACGUUGUCCGUAGUCCAGGACUCGAAAAUCUUUCAUCUGAAUAUCCGACGUCGGGAUCAGGAUAAUUGCGUCGCCCUGGGACGCGAAAAGACCAACGAGAAAACUUUCAACAGCAUAAAUGGUCUCAUUAAUUAUUAUAUAAGUAACUAUUUGAUUUUGUGCUCCAAUGGGCGGAAAACUUUUACGUUACUUUUGCCAUAUUUUGAAGAAAAUUUAAUUUAA
Messenger RNA from Ceutorhynchus assimilis (cabbage seed weevil), 642 nucleotides. The record is from the annotation of a GenBank genome assembly. Lineage: Eukaryota; Metazoa; Arthropoda; Insecta; Coleoptera; Curculionidae.